ACGAGGUUACCGUAGUUGGAAACAUGGCGGAGUAUUUGAGUUUUCAAUGUGACAAGCAUACGCAAGCGAAAUGAAAAAAUCGAGAUCGCAGUCCAAGAGAGGGAUUUGUAAUCCUGAUCCUCGAGUAAUUUCUGAAGUACAAAGUGUGUUGCGCGGGAGAAUUUUCCACGCCGGUGUACCACCUCAACUACAUGGCUUGGAAGAGCAAAAUAGGGAGUUACUAGAUCUUAUCCAAAGGUGCGCACAAUAUGGAGAAAGCAAUUCUGUUUUACUGAUUGGUCCGAGAGGCAGUGGAAAGUCCCUGCUUGUGAAAAAAAUUCUUGAAGAUUUAUCCAAAACAAAAGGAGUAAAGCAGAACCUGUUAGAAGUGCAUUUAAAUGAAUCUCUUGUAGGAAUUUCUGUGUUGGAGUUGUGUCUUAUCAUAGCUAUGAAGCAUCUGGUCACACUAUCUGAAGGAGAUCCUUUCAACUUUGAGAUGGUUUACCAAGAAUAUCAAAAAUUUGCUCAAAAGAAAGGAUUAUCCAUUCAAUCUUUUGAAAAACCUGUUGUUCUAAAGGCAUUUGAACAUUUAACAGCAUUGGAGUUUGUGAACUCAAUUGACAAUAUUGCAAAAAACACUCCUAAAGAAUACAGACUUGUCACCUUGCUAGUUGAUCCAACACAGAUAAACAGUGCACUACAAAGAUAUCCUGACUGUCCAACAGAAGUCAAACAGUGGGCCACAAGUGCCAUUGUAUAAGUAUACCUUGCU
This is a messenger RNA of Stylophora pistillata, 751 nucleotides long. RefSeq names its product origin recognition complex subunit 4. Lineage: Eukaryota; Metazoa; Cnidaria; Anthozoa; Scleractinia; Pocilloporidae. Gene Ontology annotation, biological process: DNA replication initiation; DNA replication. The record is from RefSeq and is a predicted model, not a curated record. Gene Ontology annotation, molecular function: DNA replication origin binding; ATP hydrolysis activity. Gene Ontology annotation, cellular component: nucleus; nuclear origin of replication recognition complex.